Messenger RNA from Xyrichtys novacula (pearly razorfish), 6452 nucleotides. The record is from the annotation of a GenBank genome assembly. Lineage: Eukaryota; Metazoa; Chordata; Actinopteri; Labriformes; Labridae.
GAAAUGGAGGUGUGGAUACGACGCAUGCGCAGUGCGUCCACAACUAUCCAGUCCCGUCCACAAGCGCAGACAUCAACAAGGGAGCGGGUUACUGAUGCGGGUUGAUUUUCAUAAUAGUCACAUCGUAACGACGCGCAAACAGGACUAUUAAUUUGAAUCUGCCUCACGCAACUUGCAACAAGGUAAGGUAUGCGACCGUUUGGUGUUUGUUUUGUUUGGUCUGUGAGGCUUUAGGGGGUCGUAAAGUCUUAGUUUUGUUUUCCAGACGACUAAUUCAAAACAAGCUUCGAGUUAUCGCAGAACAAUUGCUCCUAUAGGGGCUGCAGCAUGGGCGUCUGGGUGGUAGAGAUGAUUUAUAGCCCAACUUAUAAACUUUUAAAGUGAACGGACGAAGUGUGCAGAAAGCAAAAUAAAAGCGCAGUUGUGUUAAAUAGACGAGUGUCAAUAAAUGAGUAGGCUAAAGAGAUGAUGGGGGUUGAUAUUAUUGUUUGUGGGAUCACACCGUCCAUUGGUGUCGAAAUGCAGUAGAAGCCGGUGAUAACAAAUGUAAGGGUUGAAAAAAUUGCAUUUCAGCCUCUCUAAUGGCUUCAAAUAGUGGUAGUGGUGCGCCUGCAGUCUACUACACGUUUACUCCAGCUAAAUAAGCCAAGUUGAAUCUCUCACGCCCACCCGGAGUAGAGAUGCGUCUCAGCACGCGGCCGCUGAUGUCAACAAAACAGCUGCCGCAAACACAAAGUAUUUAUGUACGUCUGGUGAAACUCAUCCGGUUUAAAUGAUGUUUAAUGUGAAGAAAAGAGACAUAAACCGAGUUUAAAACGCCGCUGCUGGAACUUCGUGCACAUGUAGUUGGAGGAGGACUGUUGCAGUGACGCGGCUGUGGAAUAACAAAGAGUAAAGAUCAAAUUACACAAUUAUCCGAAAACAGCCUCCACUCGAGACUGAAAAGGCGAAAAUUCUGCUUUCGAAUAGUGUUUGUCGAACUUAUUUCGGUGCGUAAAGUUAAUGAUAAGUGGAGAGAGUCUGGUAUCGUCGAGUAGAGGACGGUCAUCAUAAAAUGGGUGCGCAUGAAGCAGGUCGUGUGGCAUGCCAUGCUUCCUCGCUGGAGUGGGCGGUGAAAUUGGCGACUUGCACUUUUCUCUCGAUAAAAACAAGUGCAAGUCUCGGUGUCGCCUGCGAUUUUGAAUACGAUUGUGUUGUUUAAGCGUGUUCUGGCUGUUUUUCGGCGAAUUUUUACAGUUUACUUGUGAUAUUACAAUUUUUGCGGAAAAUCGCAUCACACCCCCUUCUCCACACUGCCUCCGCCUUUGAAGUGUGUUGCCAUGUUGAGUUGCGUCACGUACUGUAUUCUGCUGCAGAGAUCGUCUGUGAUUGACAGAUGAGCCACUCGGUGCUGAAAAUUACUCCGACCUUGUGCUUGUACUUCAGAUUAUGUGCUGAUACAGGUGAUUUUCAUGACAUCAGUAAUAGAAAGAAAGACAGAAAUCAAUAUUCAUGAUUUUUAGAUUUGGCUGCCUAGAUAUCUGAAUUAUUUCUAACCUUUCAGAUUAUUUUUUGCUGUUGUUGAUGAUUUUCAGAAUUUUAACACAAAUGGGCAUUUAUUUGUAAAUUUUUAGAGCUAUAUUUGCCGUAAAAGGCUAUUGAUAAAUGAAGUCAGACUAAUGUAAUCCAUUGUGUAUUCUACCUAUUAUUUUAUAGAAAUGUAUCAGAACAAUUCCACAUUGUUCACAUUUUAAACUGCAUGUUUUUCUAUUUUUAUUUUGCACAGUUUCUUUGUCUAAUUUUCUGAAUAAAACAUAGCUAUAUACGAUUUCCAAUUUCUGUACAAUAUGUACAUGUAUGGCCUACUAAUACAAGUUUUACAGUAUGGAGACAGUCUUCUGCCCCACUAAGUGACCAGCCUUUAGUGGUCCCUGAUAUUAACAGCAGAGUGAGAGCUCUUUCAUUUUUCCCUGUCUCUGUCUGAGCUCUCUGUGGCACCGCACUGUCAGAAGACCCCCAGGACUGAUGGCAGGAAAAAAAAAUCCAGUCUGGGGGGCGCGGCUCGCAGUUUUGCCGCAGUUCAGAUCCACAUGUGCUGUGCAGAUUAAAUUUUGCCUAGCAACAUAAAUCAUAAUUCCUUGGCACAAGCGAGACUCUUCAUUCAGUUCUAGGUUACGACUCCUCGAUACGUUUAUAUGUCUGCUUUUCUCCGGCGAUGCAUUCUCACAUUUUGUAGUCUGCUCGAUUUAAUCCAUCCUCUCCAGCCUGUAGGAUCGGGCUGUGCGUGCUUAUAUUUUGAGUUUCUAAAAUGAAGCGUGCAUCCUGUGAGCGCAGCAUGGUGACAUGAUCUGUCUGACACGCUGUCUGACUGUUGACCUACUUCCCUCAUGUGGGUCAAAGCUGAGGGAUGCUCCAACAAAAUCGCUUUCCCUGCAUGCCUUGAGUGCUCCCCAUGCGUGACAAAACACCCGUUUUAUUUUGCGAUUACACAUUUCGCUAAAAUAGUAUAAUGCGAUCUUGCCACGUGCUCAUGAGCUGCACGGCUGCAAGGAGGAGGUACCGCAAGCACACCAUGCACACAUUGAUGCGAGACUGAAAUGUUGAUUUGUGACUCAUGUUUUGUACGCAGAUGUUUGGCUUUCAUAAGCCAAAAAUGUACAGGAGUUUGGACGGCUGCUGCAUCUGCCGCGCGAAGUCGUCAAGCUCUCGUUUCACGGACAGUAAGCGCUACGAGAAGGACUUCAGGAGCUGCUUCGGGUAAGACGCACAGCUGAGCAUGUGGGGUUUGAUGGAGGGAGACAUUUUCCUGUGUCAGUUUUUCACGAAAGCUGUUAUCUCGCAGACUGAGUGAAACAAGAUCAGGGGAAAUCUGUAACGCCUGUGUGCUCCUGGUGAAACGGUGGAAAAAGCUUCCUGUGGGAACCAAGAAGAACUGGAAUCAUGUGAGUUUAGGACACUACUGACAAUAUUAGUUGGUUUAAAUGUUUUGUGUGUUUUUGUAACUCCUGUGGUCUCUUCUCCUUUCCAUCCCUUAGGUUGUUGAUGCUAGAGGAGGUCCAAGCCUAAAGAUCACCUCUAGGCCCAAGAAGAUCAAGUCCAUCUCCAAGAAAGCACGGCCAAGCCAGAUCAGCAGGCUGCAGAAAGAGCUUAAAAGAAACAGUCAGUUCGGUUUUUGGUGUUCACUAACAAAAAAUACAUCACUCAAUGGCUCUUAAAGGCCUAACCAUCUAUUUUGCUGCCCUACAGACUCAGAUGCCCACAGCACCACCUCCAGUGCCUCUCCGGCUCAGUCUCCAAGCUACAGCAACCUGUCAGAUGACGGCUCAGACACCGAGCUCAGCCCAGGAUCUAGCCGCUCCCCUGUCUUCUCCUUUCUUGACCUUACUUACUGGAAGAGGUAGACCUGACACUGGACCACGCCAUUGAUUUACUGACUUGUUAGUUUAGAUUUAGUGCAGCACUUUCAACCACCAUGAAAACCAGACUGUAUUUUCUGCUACUUUGUGGCCUAACUUUGCUUUAAAAUGUUAAUAAAAGGGGUCAUGUUUUUUUUUGCGCCACACCCCCUUUUUUUGACUAAGUUACAGUUUGGCAACCUCUUCCACCACAUUAGAGAUCCAGCCAGGCGGAGUAAUUGAAAACAAUCAUGUGACUGUGCAGAGUCUUCAGUGCUGUGCUUUACAGCCUUACAACUAAUGUCUCUCGUAACUAGUUUUGGGAUCUGUCUUUGAAUCUAUGAAUAGUUUAGUCUUGAAUAAAUAAAAGAAGCCUUUAAAUUUUACUUAUUUUUGUGAGCCAGGUGGGACAACCGAAAGUUUAAAGUCCAUAGCUUCUCAUGAACAAAAUAGUCCAAAGCUUGUAAAUUUAGAUAAUCCCCGAAAUUAUACAUUUUGGUCAUUCAUUCAAAUCAAAACAAAUGAAUAUUUUGUCCUCGCUUCUAGUGAGCCAACAGUUUAAUUUAUUUUUUUGUCCAGAGGUUUCAAACUUACUCAGCUAAAGAUUGAAAGUCAAACAUUUUAAAACAUGUCAUGAUUCAGCUUCUUUACUGACUGUCAGGAUUUGUGGUUCACAUCUUUUACACGACUGCAUCCUUAUACCUGACUUUAGAUAACUGACACAGUUGCAUCAUUAAAGCAUGGUAAUACAUUGUAUGAAUGACUUACAACUAGUAGGGGUUCAGUUUGGUGUAUUUCUGGAGUUGCCCUGUGAUCUAAACCUAAAUGAACAUGUUUUUCAGGCAAAAAGUGUGCUGUGGAAUAAUAUACAAGGGGCGCUUCGGAGAGGUACUCAUCGACCCCCAUUUGUUCAAACCAUGCUGCCGCAAAAAACAACGGCAGCAGCAGCAGCAACAAGAGGAGGAGGAAGAAGAGGACGAGGAGGAGGAUGAGGAGGAGGAAGUGGAAGUAGAGGAGGGCCCGGGGGGUGUGGAUGUAAGCGGGCAGAAAUCCCAGACGGAGGAGGAAGUGAAGGAGACCCCGAUGGGUGAGCGAGAGCCCUCUCAGCUAUGCGUUUCCGUGACAACCCCUCCAACCAGGAGCGGGGCGUUGGUGGAAGGGUGGUGAAGAGGAAAACCUUCGCUGUUGCACACAUCUCUGAAGAAAUCUUGGGGUGCUGUUUUUUUUUUCCUCUAAAGCACUUACAGAAAAAAGUGGCCUCAGAUUGCCUUCAGUCACAAAGCAGCUGAAAAUCCUUUGGUCUUUUCCGUAACAAUGUCAAAGGUUCGUUCAUUAUUUUAAGUAAUAACUUAUGGACUUUUUUGUUCCACUUUGUCCCUUUUAUGCAUUUAAUAUCCUCACUAUCUCGUCAAAGGACCAUCAUCUGUGGUGUUACUGAUCUGCUUUAGAAACAAUGCUGGAGCUCUAGUUUGCUGGUAUAUAUAAGAGAUUUUAUUCCAAAACGCAAUACAUCCACUCAGUGAAAAAAAAAGGUGCUACUUGAAAUUCAUCACUCAGCGCUUCAAACAUACAGUUAAAUCAUUAACAAUGAGGGUGUUUAUAAGCAUACAGUAUAUGAUAAGAUGACUAAUAUACAGAAAGGAGAUUAAUUUUGCUUUAUUUGUGAGGAGUAGAUAUCUCUUUUUUGAAAUGGUGGAUAUCGUUUUGGAAUGAAUGAUGCUUUACAUUGACAGAGCACAGACCUGUACAGUAGCCCCUGUGUUUGUGUUUUUUCACACUGAAAUCCACUCCUAUCAAAGACUUUGUGUUCAUAGACUGGAUUAGUGUCUCUUCGUCCAAAUACGUAUGUGAGUCCCAGUUAAAUAAGGCCUAUUCACAGCUUCAACAGCAAAUACACCAGCCUUAAUUAUGUGUUACAGACAGCGCUAGUGUUAUUUCUGGAUUGGUAUUAAGGAACAAAAAGGGACAGUAGCUAUAUUUAUUGUGGCCUCAGCAACACAUAGUGCAUUUUGCAUGAAUGGGAAGCCCACUCAUCCAAAAGACCGAAUGAUCUGAUGCAUGAGUCUACUAAAAUUGCAUGGCCUUAUAUAAACUGUAAAUUCAGCUCUUAUUUUAUUUUGUUGUCUUUGAUCCAUUUCUCAAAAGUUUUAACUUAUUUUUAUAUGUAAAAAAAGAAAAACGAAAAUAAAAACUUGUCUUUGCAUAAUAAUACCACACAAUACUGCAGCAAAACACAAUCGGUCUAUUGUCAUUCAGCAAUACAAGUAUCAGUGAUUUCCUUCAUUCCCGGGUUGAGCUAUGAUGAAAACUUUAUACAAACUAAAAUUCUAUGCCAUUGCCUCUUAUAUACCACAAAUGUGUUGUGAUAUAUAGCCUAAUAUUACUUUAUUUAUCAGAUUAAAGCCAAAGCACAUUGAAAUUCACCCAAUGUCAAAUCAAUGCAGGUUUUUUAUGGACGUUUGUGCUCGUCCCUGGUCAUUUGCAUAUAUGUUUAUGGUAUUCUAAAUCAACACUAAUAUGAAAUUUCAUUCAUGUGAUGUUGUAGCUGGGAGCAGAGGGUGUGUUGUGUACAUAAGGGGAGGGUGAGCCCUGUGGCUCUUAUAUGGGUUCCAUUAUUUAUUUGAUAUUUAUUUGUAUCACUGCAUCUCCACUUAGAAGUGUAAUGCUAUUAUUUUCAUCUCUAGCUCAUAUGUAGUAUGUUUUUUUUUUGUACAUCAGAAAUCGAAUGUAAUUCUCACGCAGACUUCGUUUAACAUUGCGUUGAAUUACUGGUUGUCAAUAUUUGUGAAAUGUUAAGUAUUUAUUUGCUCAUCAGUUGAGUUGCGUGCAACCUAACUUAUUCUGUACCAUUACUUUGGAUCUGUAUCAUGUAGACUGAAACGAAUGAUAGAUUGCUACCAAACUGUACUUUUCCCUUUUAGCCUGUAGCUCAAUACGUUACCUAACUCUAGCUUGCAUGUACUGUUGCUAUGCAUUUACUUAGCUUACAAGUUAGACAAAGCGGUUUUGUAUUUUUUAUACAUCAUGUACUUUUUUUACUUGUCCCUUAAUAAAGUAAUUUUGUGAGUUUUCUUGAAA